AUGAAGGCUGCCUUCUGUCUCCUCUUCCUUGCUCUCUUUGCUGCCAGUGAGGCCAAAGUGUUCACAAAAUGUGAGCUGGCCAAGGCCCUGAAAGCCAACGGUUUGGAUGGAUACUAUGGCUACAGCUUGGCUAACUGGAUGUGCUUGUCUUACUAUGAGAGCCGCUACACCACCAAUGCCAUGUAUGACAAUGGCUGGAGCCGCGACUAUGGAAUCUUUCAAAUCAACAGCUACUGGUGGUGUAAUGACGGCAAGACCUCUGGAGCAGUGAUGGCCUGCAGCAUCAGCUGCAACAGUUUGAUGAAUGAUGACAUUAUUGAUGACAUCAACUGUGCCAAGAGAGUUGUCCGUGACCCCAAUGGCAUGGGAGCUUGGGUGGCCUGGAACAAUUACUGUAAGAACAAGGAUGUGAGCAGUUUCGUCAGUGGAUGUGCAUUGAAGUUUGGGGAAAGGAGGAUUGCUUCGGGGACCGGUGGUGGUGACAGCAAUGACACAGAACGCUGCCGAAAAGAGAGCUGCUGCGGACCCGAAGGGGAAGAUAUAGGGAGCUGGGACUAUGAAGGUGACAUGGGGUCCAGGAGCGGACAGCUGGGGACGUGA
Messenger RNA from Nanorana parkeri, 600 nucleotides. Its product is annotated as lysozyme C-1-like. The transcript has 6 exons. NCBI's taxonomy places the organism in Eukaryota, Metazoa, Chordata, Amphibia, Anura, Dicroglossidae. Gene Ontology annotation, molecular function: lysozyme activity. The record is from RefSeq and is a predicted model, not a curated record. The coding region runs from base 1 to 600 and encodes 199 amino acids.